Molecule: messenger RNA, 862 nt
Organism: Spodoptera exigua (beet armyworm)
Lineage: Eukaryota; Metazoa; Arthropoda; Insecta; Lepidoptera; Noctuidae
Source: the annotation of a GenBank genome assembly
GUAAAUGUAACAACAACUGAUAAGUGGACGGACGUAUCAUUGCGAUGUGGGACAUUAAAAACAAAACUUUUUUAAUAACGGGAGGUGCUUCCGGACUUGGCGCGGAAUACGCAAAGGCUUGUUUAGAACACGGAGCAAAGAAUGUAGCAAUCCUAGACAUCGCCGAGGACCUGGGCAAAGCUAAAGCUGAAAGUCUGAACAAGGCUUACGGCAAUAAAGUGAUAUUCGUGAAAUGUGACGUGAGCAAGGAGGAGGACAUCGUGAGCGCGUGGGACGCCGUGCUCGCUCAGUUCAAGCAGGUUGACGUCAUCAUCAACAAUGCUGGUAUCAUGGUUGACGCUCCUAACAUGUGGAGAACUGCUUCCGAUGUUAAUUGGCAAGGAGUAGUCUCCUUUACUCUUAAAGGCGUCAGCCACAUGAGGAAAGAUGAGGGCGGAGCUGGUGGGACAAUUCUGAACGUCGCCUCAAUUUUGGGCUUAUCAAAAUUAACCUUUUUGCCAAUCUAUUCUGGAUCCAAAAUCGCUGUUGUGCACUUCAGUCAAUGUUUAACGAUGGACCCCUUCUAUGAAAAUACCGGUGUAAGAGUUCUGACGAUGUGCUUAGGAUGCACGGACACGCCUCUAGUGCAGAAUUUAGAGACCAAGUCGUGGGAUCCGAAACUUGGAGAUGAAAUAGUCGUUAACGUUGCUAACAAUUACAUACGCCAAAAAAAAGAGUCAGCCGUCGCAGCACUUAUUAAGAUGUUAGUAAAUGGUAACCCAGGUUCUAUUUGGCUGAGUGUUGACGACAAACCGGCUCGAGACAUCACAUCUGCCAUGGAUAACGUUUACAAAGAAUUUGAGAAAGUAAUGGCGGAAUAAAA